Molecule: messenger RNA, 2260 nt
Organism: Xenopus laevis (African clawed frog)
Lineage: Eukaryota; Metazoa; Chordata; Amphibia; Anura; Pipidae
Gene: cmtm6.S
Product: CKLF-like MARVEL transmembrane domain containing 6 S homeolog
Exons: 4
Coding region: 201-767 (188 amino acids)
Cellular component (GO): membrane
Source: RefSeq, a predicted model, not a curated record
GAACAACGCCCUGUCCCUAACUGUUCCAGUUUUACUUUCACUUUUGCCAGACUCCAUUUUUGCCUUGAGACACGGAAGUGCCAGACGAAACAAACCUAUUGUGCCGAACUAUUAAGGGAAUUCUUUCUUUUUCGGACCCGCUGUUCGUUACUGUAUAGUAAAUAGUUGUCUCAGGCGCCCGAGCGAGGAUUGGCACUACAAUGGCUGAAGCGACAGUGUACAAACCCACUACCGAACCGAGUACCGAAGCGAAGAAAACCUUCUGUUCUAUUCUGAAUCUUGGAAAGCUACGAUUUCCUCUUAAAGUCGCACAACUGCUGUUCUCAUUCAUUAGCUUUGUAUGUGAAGAGAUCAUUGACCAAUGUGAAAAUUGUGGUGGACUCUACUUCUUUGAGUUUGUAAGCUGUAGUGCCUUUCUACUGGCUUUACUCCUGAUUAUUGUGUACUGCACACCAUUAAGAGAAAAAGUGAAUAAGCAAAGUCUUAUAACCAUUGACUUCUGGGUUACAGGAAUUACUGGUUUGCUUUUCCUCAUUGCCUCCAUUGUAUUUGUUGCUACCAUGGAUAGUAACUCUCUGGCAACUGUGUCAGUGGCAUUUGGGUUUUUGGCAAGCAUUGCCUUUAUUGUGGAAGUCGUCAUCUUGUAUAAGAAUGGACAAAGCCCGUUUACAAAGAAAGCAAAUGUAAACGGUCAAGAAAAAAUUCCUGAGGGGCAACCACUUAACGCACCAGUUCAGGCACAAGAUCAAGGACCGGAGCAAGCUUAAUCUAUCUGCUGUCACUGCAGACUUAAUUUUAGUAGAUUGUAAAUAUCAAAAUGACGGGUCCAUGCAAAAAGUUUAGCACUUCCACCAAAAUCCACACUACACAAUGGGGCAGAUUUAUCAAACUGUGAGAAUAGAACUCGCCACAGAAAAACCUCACUUUCUAUUUAUUCCUAUGGGAUUUUUAAAAGCAUAUUUAUCAAGUGGUGAACUCCAAAUCUAAAAAUAAUCCCAUAGGAAUGAAUAGAAAGUGAGUUUUUCUGUGGUGAGUUCUAUUCUCACAUUUUGUUAAAUCUGCCCAAUAAGUUGCUCGCAGAUGAAAGAGUUUACUUCCUACUGAAGAACAUAUUCUUUUCUUCCUUAAGUCAGUGCAUAUAAUAUGGUUUCCACUAUAAAUUGACAGGUUUUGUCAUAUUAAUGAUAAUAACACUCUUAUUUGCAAGCAACUUGUCAUUGUUAACUAGUGACUUAUUGAAAAGUAGGCAGUUCAGUAAGCAAUGUGGUUUGUUAUACAGGUGGCACCCAUGAUCACUAAGAUCAAUGUCUUUUUAGCCAUCUAAAGUGUCAAUUUUAUGAAAACCUUUAAUACAGCGUAUAGCCUGUAUAUGUAUAUUUUCACUACUAAACUAGACAUUUUCAUUCUGCUAUUAAGGCUUAAAUAUAUUACUCACUCUGUGAAGAAUGAACCAAACAUUUUAAACUAAGAACAGAUCUAGAAUUUUAAGGGCAGAAUUCUCUGUGAAAACCUAAAUAGGCUGUGUUUAUUAUUGCAAAUUAACUCUUCUUCAUUGAGACCAGAACAGUAGGAGAUGCUUGUGUUGCAAAAUUAUGACAUUAGCAGUGCAAAAUGGUGUAAAGUCAUACUUUAUGGUAAAGCCAAACUGUCAAACCAAGUAUGCACACACAUGGUGACUGGUGAGCUUUACUCAUGUAUUUUAAUUGCAGUUUACGAAGAUAAAUUAGAGAGGGCUUGAAUAGAAAGAAUCAGUAAUACUUAAAUAUUAAUUUAGACAAUCAUUUGACAAAAAAAAAAAAGAUAUUAAUUAUUUGCUGAAAAAACCCUUAAAGGAAUAAUUUUAUCUGUGUUUUUUUUCUUCUAUAAUUUAUCAUUACUCCAAAUGCAUUGAUACUUAGAAAUGUCUUUAUAGCCGUUGAGAUUUGCUGUAGAACUUUUUGUACAAGUGCAUUGUAAUGGAUUAUGUCAUAUGUAGGUUGAGACUUUGCACUCUGAUCAUCACGCAGUGCUUCAGUUCUGCUAGCAUUUGCAAAAAUUUCUAGUCUGUGCCUGAUGGUUUAUGAUGCUGAAUAUAGCGCAUUAGAAUAUUUUAAUGGACCAAUUUUUAAGUUACAAUGUUAAUUAUAUUUAGGUUACUAUAAGGCUCCAUUAGCUGUAUGUUUCACUGUCAAUAACUUAACCAACAGAAACUUAUAAAGAAGGUGCAUCUCUGCUUUUGCUUUGCAUGUAUGUGACCACUCUAUAAAAAUAUAUUAUAUUA